Hippopotamus amphibius kiboko is the source of this 11189-nucleotide messenger RNA. It is a transcript of the gene ALPK3, whose product is annotated as alpha kinase 3. Gene Ontology annotation, molecular function: ATP binding; protein serine/threonine kinase activity. Lineage: Eukaryota; Metazoa; Chordata; Mammalia; Artiodactyla; Hippopotamidae. Gene Ontology annotation, biological process: cardiac muscle cell development; protein phosphorylation. Gene Ontology annotation, cellular component: nucleus. The transcript has 14 exons. The coding region runs from base 1 to 5064 and encodes 1687 amino acids. The record is from RefSeq and is a predicted model, not a curated record.
AUGGGGUCGCGGAGGGCCCCCGGCCACGGCUGGGGCUCGGGCGGGCGGGCCGGGGCGGGGGGCGGCGGCGAGGACGACGGGCCCGUGUGGAUCCCCAGCCCCGCCAGCCGCAGCUACCUGCUCAGCGUGCGGCCCGAGACCAGCUUAUCAAGCAACCGGUUGUCUCACCCCAGCUCUGGAAGGAGCACCUUCUGCUCCAUCAUUGCUCAGCUAACAGAGGAGACCCAGCCACUAUUUGAGACCACGCUCAAGUCCCGGGCUGUGUCCGAGGACAGCGACGUCAGAUUCACCUGCAUCGUCACAGGAUACCCAGAGCCAGAGGUGACCUGGUACAAGGAUGACACAGAGCUGGACCGCUACUGUGGCUUGCCAAAAUACGAGAUCACUCAUCAGGGCAACCGCCACACACUGCAACUCUACAGGUGUCGAGAAGAAGAUGCCGCCAUCUACCAGGCCUCUGCCCGGAAUGCCAAGGGCAUUGUGUCCUGCUCAGGGGUCUUGGAGGUGGGCACCAUGACUGAGUACAAGAUCCACCAGCGCUGGUUUGCCAAGCUGAAGCGCAAGGCUGCAGCAAAGAUGCGUGAGAUCGAACAGAGCUGGAAGCACGGGAAGGAGGCCGUGGGAGAGGUGGACACCCUGCGCAAGCUCAGCCCCGACCGUUUCCAGCGAAAGCGGCGGCUGAGCGGAGCUGAGGUGCCAGUCCCCUCGGCCCCCACCCGGGAGGUUGAGGAAGGGACCCCAGUGGCUUGGCAGGAGGGAGAGACGGAGCCUGGUCAGCACUCAGGUUUGGGCCUGAUCAACAGUUUUGCUUCUGGAGAAGUGACCACCAACGGGGAGGCUACCCCUGAGAACGGGGAGGACGGAGAGCAUGGCCUGUUGACAUACAUCUGUGAGGCCAUGGAGCUGGGGCCUCAGAGAGCCCCUAAAAAGGAGUCUGGGGCCAAGAAGAAAAAGAAAGACGAGGAACCUAAGCAAGGUGUGCGAAAGCCAGAGGUAGAGAGGGCAGCUCGAAGCCACCGUUCCUCUGAAAACUAUGUGCCUGGUUCAGAAAAGCCUGACUCCUGUGGGACACAGGGGCCCAUGAACGUGCAGCAGGUUCAGGCCUGGCCCAGAGGCAGGGCUGCACGGGGACCUGGGUCCUCUGGAGCAGAUGGCACCAGGAAGGCAGCCUCUGCUGCGGGCACUCAAGCCCAGGCCCAGAAGGCCCCUGCCCCAGCCCCUGUCCCAGGCCCGCACCAGGAAGUGUAUUUCUCCCUGAAGGACAUGUAUCCGGAGAGCAACCGGGCCCAUAAGCCUCAGGGACAGGAGGAGGCCCAGACCCCCGGGGGCAGGACACCUGGAGAGAUGCCCUCAGGGAAGUUACCCAGCGAAGCUAGAGAUGAGAGGGGCCCUGCUGCCGAUGGCCCGCCCACACCCUCAGCCCCCCAGCAGACUAGGCCCUUCAACAGGAAGAGAUUUGCCCCUCCAAAACCCAAAGGGGAGCCCACCGCCAGCAGCAAGCCUGAUUCUUCCCCGAGUCAAGGUCCAGAACCCGGGGCUCAAAGCUCAGGGAAGGCCCCGCCUCAGGCCUCUGCCCAAGUACCCACACCCCCCGCCCGGCGGAGACACAGCACCCGGGAUAGCCCCCUGCAGGGGCAAGCAGGCCACAGGACUCCAGGAAAGAACCAGGAGUCCCAGGCAACCAUGGCUCCUACCACACUGGCCAGCAGCAACUCUGAUACAGUCUCUGCUGGUUGCAGCACCUCCAGAAGUCAGGGCAUCAUUGAGCCCAUGGACACAGAAACCCAGGAGGAUGGGAGAACAUCUACCGGUCAGAAAACUGGAGGCAAGAAGAAUACAGAGGUGGAUAGGAAGAUGCAGGUGGAUGGGAGGACGCAGGGAGACAGAACACAAACCACCCAGAGGACACAGGCAGAUAGGAAGACACAGGUGGAUGUUGUGACACAAGAAAGUGAGAGGUCAGAGUCAGACAGGAAUUCCCAGGAGGAUGUGAUGGCACAAGGAAGGGUGGGGACCCAGGCAGAUGAGAGGACACAGGAAGACAGAAGGGUGCAGGAAGACCAGGCGAUGUGGUCAGAGGGGAGCAUUCCCACAGCUAAGAAAGGUUGGUCAGAGAAGGCGUCUGUGGCCAGUCUCAGCCCACAGUCCAGGGCCCCCAAACACCCACCUUUGGAGGAUCCUAGGUCUCCUCAGAUUAUUGAAUGCUUUGAACAGACCCCAGAAGAGUCCUCUGUCCCAGACAAACCUGGUUUUAUGCUCAGAUCUGAUGAGGCAGCAGGAACAGCCUCCGGGAACCGUGAGGAAACGGUGCCGGGUCCCCUGGCAGGGGGCCUCACACUCCAGGCACAGCUGCCUCUUGAGGGUAGUUUGGAGCAGGUGGGAGGAGAGAGAUGUCGAGGGCCAGAGUGGCCAGGUCCAGUUAAGAACAAGCCACAGGAGGGCCUGUUCCAAGGCCCCAAGGGGGAACAGCUGGGAGAAGUGCCGUCUGUGGAUCUGGGUGGCUGUCCUCCAGGAGGCCUGAGCCCAGAGGUGCCCACUCCGCCCUCUCUUCCUGGGGCUGGCCUGAUUGAUAAUUCACAGGAGGGGCUGCCCAGCGCCCCAGCUUCUCAGCACAUGAGUACAGCUGCCUUCCCGCCCUCUGGGGACCAGGCCUUGCUGAGUUCUGCCCUCCCAGUGCACCUGGGGCUGGGGACCCCCAGCCAGAGUCACCCACCAGAAACCAUGGCAGCAAACAGUGAGGGGGCCUGCGCCAAGGUGCCAGAUGUGGAAGGGAGGACUUCUGGUCCCCGGACCUGUGACCCGGGCCUCAUAGAUUCCCUGAAGAACUACUUGCUCCUGCUGCUAAAGCUAUCCAGCUCAGAGACGAGUGGAGGGGGCCCAGAGUCCCAGGGGGACGCUGCCACUGGGAUUCCGGUGCCCUCGCCCACCCUGGCCCCCACCGUGGAAGUGGCUGGUCUGAGCCCCCGGACGUCACGGCGCAUCCUGGAGCGCGUGGAGAAUGACCAUCUGGUGCAGAGCGCGCAGACCCUGCUGCUGAGCCCCUGCACCUCCCGCCGCCUCACCGGCCUCCUGGACCGCGAGGUGCAGGCUGGCCGUCAGGCCCUGGCUGCUGCCCGGCGCCCUGGCCCCAGCCCUCUCUCCGUCCCUGCCAUCGUGGUAGGCGAGGAGGAAGGCCCUGGCUUAGCCUCAGAAGGAUCCAGUGAGGGUGAGGGGGAGGUUUCCCUUGAGGGCCCUGGCCUGCUGGGGACCUCCCAGGAGAGCAGGGAGAGCGGCUUGGGUGGGCCGCUGGGGGAGGUGGGUGGGCAGGCAGCCCCUGGGCAGGGACGGCUGUCAGCAGAGAGCAGAGCCCAGGAACCCUUCCGAGAGGAGGAGGUCCCAGGGGAGGCUCUGAUAGAUCUCCCCGCAGCUACGCCCGAGGAACUGGCUCUGGGGGCCCGGAGGAAGAGGUUUCUCCCUAAGGUCAGAGCAGCAGGAGAUGGGGAGCCAACCAAGCCCGAAGAAAGGGAGAGCCCCUCGGUUUCCCCCCGGGGGCCCAGGAAGGGCCUUGCACCAGGAUCCCCGGGGACUCCAGGGCGGGAGAAACGCUCCCCUACUCAGGGCAGAAAGGCAGGCAUGCUGGAGGUGCCGCGGGCAGAGGAGGAGUUGGCAGCAGGAGACCUGGGCUGCAGCCCCAAAGCCAGUGGUGUGGAUGCAGAGCUGACCCUGGAUGAAGGCAAGCAGGAUACUCUAGCCAAGCCGAAGAAAGCCAAAGACCUGCUAAAAGCCCCACAGGUGAUCCGGAAGAUUCGGGUGGAGCAGUUUCCUGAUGCCUCGGGCAGCCUGAAGCUCUGGUGCCAGUUUUUCAACAUUCUUAGUGACUCAGUCUUGACAUGGGCCAAGGAUCAGUGCCCAGUGGGCGAGGUGGCCAGGAGUGCAGGGGACGAGGGGCCCGCGGCCCUGGCCGUCGUGCAGGCGUCGCCGGUAGACUGCGGUGUGUAUCGCUGUACCAUCGACAACGAGCACGGCUCGGCCUCCACUGACUUCUGCCUCAGCUCCGAGGUGCUGUCAGGAUUCAUCUCCAGAGAAGAAGGUCAAGUUGGAGAAGAGAUUGAGAUGACCCCCAUGGUGUUUGCUAAGGGUCUGGCUGACUCUGGCUGCUGGGGGGACAAGCUCUUUGGACGCCUGGUGAGCGAGGAGCUACGAGGGGGUGGACACGGGUGUGGGCUUCGGAAGGCCUCCCAGGCCAAGGUCAUCUACGGGCUGGAGCCCAUCUUCGAGUCAGGCCGCACGUGCAUCAUCAAGGUGUCCAGCCUGCUUGUGUUUGGGCCCAGCAGUGAGACUUCUCUCCUGGGCAGAAACUAUGACGUCACCAUCCAGGGGUGCAAGAUCCAGAACAUGAGUCGAGAGUACUGCAAAAUCUUUGCAGCCGAAGCCCGGGCUGCACCUGGCUUUGGGGAGGUGCCUGAGAUCAUCCCGCUGUAUCUGAUCUACCGGCCUGCAAACAAUAUCCCGUAUGCUACCCUGGAGGAGGACCUGGGCAAGCCCCUGGAGCCUUACUGUUCCCGGGCAUGGGGCUUUGCUGCGGCUCCAGCAGCAUCGAGCAGCUCGAAGGCCAUGCAGAAAUGCCAGACCUUCCAGCACUGGCUGUACCUGUGGACAAACGGCAGCUUCCUUGUCACGGAUUUGGCAGGGGUUGACUGGAAAAUGACUGAUGUGCAGAUUGCUACCAAACUGCGAGGAUACCAAGGCCUCAAGGAGAGCUGUUUCCCUGCCCUGCUGGACCAGUUUGCCUCCUCCCACCAGUGCAACACCUUCUGUGAGAUGCUGGGGCUAAAACCUCUCAAGAGCCCUGAGGCUGCCCACCCCCAAGCCAAGGCCAAAGGCUCCAAGAGUCCGUCUACUGGCAGGAAGGGCCCCCAACUGAGUCCUCAGCCCCAGAAGAAAGGCCCCCCCAGUCCCCAGGGCACCCGGAAGAGUGCCCCAAGCUCCAAGGCCACCCCUCAGUCCUCAGAGGCAGUCGCCACCCAGGUAUUGGGACAGCCUCCCAUCCAAGAGGGGGGCUUCAAGGCCCAGGGCAUGCGGUAGCCCCCCCAGGAGGCUGGGGGCCUCCACCCAGCAGCAGACCAACGAGGAAGCAGCUCAAACCGACGGCGACGUUCCCAGUACAGAACUAAGGAACUAACCGGAGCAGGCGUGCUGAGCAGGCACCGCUCGGGGCCUCUCCGAGCAGCCUCUCCUCACUCAGCUCCUCAUCCGAUGCUUGGUGCACGGCACCCAGCCCGGUGGCCUCUCCUGGUGCCGUCAUCACCAGGGCUCCCAGGCCCCACCUCCCAGUGCCUGGCAGCCUGGCCCUCCUUGACGUUUACACUGGCCACUGCUGGAGGCUCCCUGAGUCCUCUGCAUGAGUUCUGCAACCCACCCCUUGCCUGGGGCCCUGCCGUGAAUGUUGUACUCUGGGGACACACAGGCCAGCACCUACCCUUUUCCCUUUGCUUGGCCCUGAUGGCUCCCUGUCCUCAGGGCUCCAAACUUCCUCUGCUGCGGCUGGCCUGGUGAUCCUCAGGGUGUCUUUUCCUUCAGCCAUUUUGCCUUAUUCAUCCCAGCUUAUCUUGCAACUAACCUGUCCCUGAGCCCAAAUGGGGCUCAGGGCCCUUCCAGAGCCUGUCAUACCCUUGUGCAGUGGUCUUUGGUGAUGUGUGUCUGUGCUCUUGCUUCCCCAUCACUCAGGCACUCACUCACCUGCAUCCCCUAUCCCUGGCUUUGAGCCCAGUUGCAGCCUGUUGCCUGCCCUUCACUGGCUUCUAUUUGUCCCCCUGCCUGGGGGCUUGUCUAGCUGACCCCCCCCCCCCCGCCCACCUACCAUACCUAGGUGGAGAGCAGCCUCUCUGGCCUCUCAGCCCACCCCAGGACACGCCUCCUCUAAUUCUCCCAGGCCCUCUGCCCUUGAGGUGAGAGCUGGCGUGAGGCUUGCCAUUAGCAGCUGUGGCCAGAGGGAAGGUGUUGACUUUGUGGGACCUUGUGCUACAUACUGAAAGGAGGGGGGGUCACAGUGAAUUUCACAUCCCCUCUUGACCAGGGAUAGAGGGCUGGGACUCUUCUCCAGAGGGAGUACACAUGGGAGUUGUAGGAAGAAUGCAAUCCACCCACGUGCGGGGUGGAGGAGCGUCUCUGUGCCUGGGAAUUAGGACCCCUUCCCCUAACCGUUAGCUCUUGCUCCUGGGGCUCCAGCUCUGGGCCUCAUUAUAGGCUCCCAAGGAAUUGCUGUGCUUGGCACUUCUUGAGAGCCCUUCCUUGAGGCCUGGGGUGGGGUGGGUUUGGAGCUAGCCUGCUCCCCUUGGAAUGCAAUAAAGGCAGCAACUGUAUAUCCUGCUCGCCCUCAUCUGGUGUGGUUGUAGGUAUAUGGGGUCAGGGUCCCCUCUUCCCAGGCAGGUUCUCUGAGGGCGUCCUACAGUCCCUGUACCCACUGGAAAAACGAAUCCAUGUUUUGGCUCCUGGAUUGACAUUCAGUCUUAGCCUUCCAUGGCCACAGCUAGACAGUCUGUCCUUCUUGUACUACUGGGAUGAUGGCUAUGCCACUUAGCACGAGGGUGCUGAGGCCUUUGGAAUUGCUCCUUCGCUUGGAAGAGGAACACAAAGGAAGGAACCCAGGAAGGAAGAGCAGAGCUGGGACUCUGGGGAAACGCCUAGUGUAUCUGGCUGCCUUCACUGUGGCAAGACCAGCCCAGGGGAGACCAGCACCUGCCUCUCAGCUACUUACUGACUGUUUCCUGCCUCUCAAGCUGCAGAGGCUUCUCGUCUCCGCCCCACCCCGCCACCCAGGCCUUUCCUUGCCUGAUCUUUAACUGCCUCUGUUUGAUGUUUCUGACUUCUCUACCUCCUCUUGUGCUCAGGUGACUCUCCCCACUUUUUCCUCUUGCCCCAGUGUGCCCCCAGCUCUCCAAGCCUGCACAUCCAGAUUUCCUUGGUGAACCGAGAGCUGGAAUAUUGUUGAUUUAUUUAUUCAUUCAUCCAUUCACUUAGCAGACAUACUGAGCAGACUUACUUUAUGCCAGACCCCGAGCUGACUGCUAUAUGAGGUGGUCUCAAAGGAGACACUUUCCGUUAGGUUUCUUGGGUUUUAAGCAACAGAAAUGGACUUGGACCAACUUAAGCAAGGAAAAAGGGUUCAUGGGAAGGGUGUUGGGGGGUAGUUCACAGAACCAAAGGAAUAGAUGAACAAUUAGCCUUUAGAAAGGCAGGAGCCAGGGUAGCUCCAGAGCUUGCCUCCCAGGAACGGUUGCCGUUGGCUCCAGUGGGUCUACCACCACUCAAGAUUCAGAUUCCUGUCCUGGAGCUCAGGGCAUCAUGGAGUGGGAGAGAGAGGCAGUUUUGCAAAGGGUGGAGAUUCUUACCAGAAGAAUGAUAGAGGGUGGGAGGGUAGAAAGGGCUUGGUAGGCACCACAGAAGAUUCCCACCCCCCCCGCCCCCGCCACACACACACCCUUCUUCCCAUCUGAUGUAUUACGACUCUGUCACACACAAUCAAAAGCAAAUCUCUCUCUGCUUGGGGAGACCAUUCAAGGUCAUAGCCAAUGACCAAGUCCAGGGGUAAUGACCAGGGCUACCAUUCUCCAAAGUCCAGUGUCAUUAAUGAUACUCUUCCCUCUUUUAUCACAAUCUCAUUUUGAAAUUCUGCAACCUGUGGAAAUUAUAUAACCCAGGAAGAAGGGAAGUAUGAGUAAAGGUUACAGUCCAUUUCUACAGCUGGUCGUGAGAACUAGUAUUUAUGACUAGUGAUUUUUUGCCUGUUGGAGUGAUCCAGAUCUUUGGUUCCAAAGUCUGGUUCUUUAUCGGUUCUGCCUGUGAGGCAGGAAUUAGCCACUGGACAUGGCAGUACGAGGAAGCACUUUAGGAAUCCCCCACAUCCAUCUGUACCCUACCCCCUUUUAAGUAGCCACAAUCGUAUUUUCCCUUCAUGGUGUUAAUCACCCUAGAUAUUCCUAUGUGUCACUAGAUAUAUGCCUAUCCUAGCUAUACUCCUAUCCUAGCUGUGUGUUGCUCAGAGGUACAAGAAACAUGAGAUGGCCAGGUGCCUAGACUUCUAAUUCACUUGAAUCAUUGCUAUGAAUUUUUGAAGAUAUGUUUCCUUGGGAACUAAAGCCUCUACACCAGUCUGGUCCUAAACAUCAGGUAUGAGGGACUUCCCUGGUGGCUCAGUGGUAAAGAAUCUACCUGCCAAUGCAGGGGACACAGGUUUGAGCCCUGGGCCAGGAAGAUCCCAUGUGCCAUGGAGCAACUAAGCCUGUGUACCACAACUGCUGAGCCUGUGUGCCACAACUACUGAAGCCCUUGCGCCUAGAGCCCGUGCUCUGCAACAAGAGAAGCCACUGCAAUGAGAAGCCUGUGCACCGCAACAAAGAGUAGCCCCCACUUGCCGCAACUAGAGAAAGCUCGUGUGCAGCAACAAUGACCCAACGCAGCCAAAAGUAAAUAAAUUAAUUAACUAACUUAAAAAAUAAAUAAACAUCAGGUAUGAGAAAAGCAUUGAGAUGUAGUGAUAGCAUGCCCCUCUUCACCCUGCUUCCUAGCCUGUAGGAGAAAUAGCACCAUAAAUUGGUUGCCGGUUUGGUGCUUAUGUUACAUCUUGCAGGACUUACCCAGUCUUGCAAGGUAUUGUUUUCAGCUGGUGCUGUAGCUGAGUUUUCAACUAACCAUUUCACCAUAUUAUCAAGCUAACUGUUUCUAGACUGCGGGGGUCCUGACAAGAUGAGCAAAUGCCAUAGGCAUCAACCCAUUACUUUGCUGUAAAGUGCAUUCUCUGGUUGAAUGCAAUACGUGGGGAUACAAAAAGACGUUUACAAACAUUUGAUAAUUCCAUGGACUUUGAUGGGAGAGGCGUGAUGUGUAAGGAAAGCAAAUCCAAAUCCAGAAGAAGGGCCCAUAAUGGUCAAGAUAAGUUCCUGCCCUGCUAAAGCCAUAGCAUAGGUGUAGACUGCGGCGAGCUCAGCCCAAGGGCAGGAGCAGGCAUCGUGGGAGAGUGAGAGUGUGUGACCCCCACACGUGGAUUUCCUGUGCCCAGAGCCCUAUCCACCUAAUGAUGGUGGCCGUGCCUGACUAUGGUUGGGUGGAUCAGACAACCGCUGCUCAUAAGGGCCAGCGUGGCCACCUGGUAUGCUGCAGCCAAGCAGAUAGACCCCUCCAGAGCUGAGUGGCAAGUCAGGGGGCUGUGUCUCAAAAGGAUAGGAGUUACUUGUUGGCCAGAUUCACUUGGUUCCAAACUCUGGGUUCUCCUGCCAUAUUUUUUAAACCAAGACUUGCCACGAGCUCCAUACAGCACUCUGCUCUGCCUCAGCCUCCACGUGGCUCCCCAGUAUGCCACAGACAGAUCCCUCAAGCAUCGCUGGCUCUGCCAGGUCACGUGGCCUGGCGGUAGACUCAUUUGUGCUAAAGGCUUCUCCUGCUGGAGAGCCUUCACUUGCUCUGGGCCCAGCUCAAAGCUGGCAGUCUCUGGGUCAGUCAGUACAUGGGUUGGAGCAAGAUGCCCCAAACUGACAUUUUUGCCUGGAAUUGGGCCUUAGGGGUAAGGAAUUCAAAAUGUAGGAGUUUGUUCUACGUUAAAGGGGGAAUUAUUCUGACCUCAACAGACCCCUCGAUCCCCAGGAACUUUAUCAAGGAAACACACGCUUAUUCCCACCUCUGACCUACACAUAUAUGUCUCACCAGAGCAUCUAGGGAAACCACUGAUCUCCAGACCCCACCAGCACGAGGCCAUCAGCGUGCUGGAACACUGCAGUGCUGAGGUCGAGGUCCCUGCGAGGCAGGUUGUGGCACAGAGCUGGACAGCUAAGAUGAUGUAUAUCUUCAGGCAGGACAGCAAUGGAGUACUGCUGCCCUGCCCGCUGAAGACAAAUUGCUUCUCUUGUCCUUUGCUCAUGAAAAUCGAUGGGAAAAAAUGAACACGCUAGAUCAAAGGGUUCAUGCCAAAUGCCAAGAGCUGGAUGAAGGUGCUUUAGCAAGAAGACCAUUUCUGGAACAGACCUGCAACUGGAGUCAUCACGUUUUCAAGUUUCCAGCAAUCCAAAGACCUCCUGAUGUUUUGCACUGGCCAGGCUGAGCUGUGGUGGGAAUCACUGUGACUUCACUCUCAAAUCUGAUAGUAACACUAAUUUCUACAAUUCCCCCACGAAUACCACGUCACUUUUGAUUUACCAUUUUGGUAGGGAGGGAGAAUUCUGAUGGCUUGUGCAUCUUCUACCCUACGAUAGUCACUCUUACCCCACUAAUCAGAGCCAUUGUGGGGGUUAUUCCUGUUUCAGAAUAUAUCCAUUUCAACUGUACACUCAAAAUAACCCUUUGGCUUUGAUAUUCCACUGGGUCUACUGUGGUGUGAAAUUUAGUCUAUGGAACACCUCUACGGACUGGCAGAACCCCAUGCUUUCCUACUGUCCCCAGACACUGGACUUCACUUGCAGCCAGUGUCCUACAGAACCCCUCUCCCAAGUCUGAGUAUUUUCCUUUCCUUUCUGUUCCCAGAUAAGUGAACACAGAUCCCUUUGGGGAAGGCUGCAAGGAGGGUUCACAGUAUGUAUCUAAGUGUUAAAAUAAGGUUUUUCUUCAAAGAUAUUUGGCUUCGUCUCCACGGAAAGCCUGGAAAUUAAGUGGGAGAUUUUGGCAGCAGACCUCUUCGCCCAACCAGAAGCCUUUAGUUAUGGUAAUAACUAGGUGAUAUCUUCGGCACUGUCUGGUCUUGUUCACGCCUGGGGCUCAAUGAUUGAUUAACCACAGCUGGGGGUCUGGUUUCCAUGCCCACGUCCAUUAUGAUGACUUCUCUACUGUGUUCCUGUGUCUGUCUCUGCUGCUGAGAUCGGGGAGUUCAUUUUCAUAGGAGCUCUUCCAACCAGCGUUCCAGGCCUAGAGCGGAAAGCCAGCAGAGCCUCGCCAAUUUCUCACGGCAGGAAGAGGGUGAGACCAUCUUCUGGGUCCUGCAGAGGACCGUGAGAGGGUAGAUGGGCUGGAUGCAGGCCAGGGACCCAAUAAAGCAUCCUUGUUUCCUGAAAUCUGUGAGUUCCUGCCUUUCUUGGCUUUUUGGUCUUUUGUUAUAAUUUAGCAUGAGUCAGUGUUUAGUCCAGAUUUGUGUUAUCCACACACCCCUACCCAAACGGUAAGAACUGUAUCUGGCUGUUUGAGCUUCUGUAGAAUCUCUGGUGAGUGAGAACAUAUCAAUAAACAAC